Messenger RNA from Coregonus clupeaformis (lake whitefish), 2603 nucleotides. Its product is annotated as lysophospholipid acyltransferase 1. The record is from RefSeq and is a predicted model, not a curated record. Gene Ontology annotation, biological process: lipid modification. Gene Ontology annotation, molecular function: acyltransferase activity. Gene Ontology annotation, cellular component: membrane. The coding region runs from base 261 to 1796 and encodes 511 amino acids. The transcript is spliced from 13 exons. NCBI's taxonomy places the organism in Eukaryota, Metazoa, Chordata, Actinopteri, Salmoniformes, Salmonidae.
AGCUCUGUACCACGCCUUGGUAGGCUACUGGCACUAAUUCUCGCAUAUUUGCCAACUGUCACAACAGCAUAUUUUUGUUAACUACGACUGCACAGAGAGGACACCGAGUUUCUUGAGUCGGCAUCAAUGCUUGGGAUGUAUUUCAAUCAAUGAACAGCAAUAAGAUUGUAGAAGCACUUUAUUUAUUUAUUUGGUAAAACAUUUCUUCACUUUUUCUUUUUUUUUUACGGAGGAGCGACUUCAGAACUUUACCAUGCAGAAUGGACGAGUUGACAACCUCUUCGUUUAAAACUACCGGUUCCAAAUGGUUGCUUCCAGUCAGCGAUUUUUUUGGAUUCCCUUUGGAUCAGGUUAACUUCUUGGCUUGUCAGGUGUUUGCCCUUGGUGCAGCCUUCUGGUUCCGUCUCUACCUCAGCCCUCAGUAUGCCAACCCCGUGGUCCGCCAUGCAGUCGCCACACUCUUUGGCCUCUCCUUUGUCAUAUUCUGUUUUGGCUGGUAUGCAGUCCAUAUCUCCUUCUUGGUGGUGGUGUGCUACUGGAUUCUGGUCACAGCUGACAUCCACAACAUUCACAGGUAUACUAUGAUCAUGGCCAUCAGCUACCUCACAGUGUGUCAGGUGAGCAGAGUCUUCAUCUAUAACUAUGGGAUCCUCUCAACAGACUUUUCUGGGCCAUUGAUGAUAAUUACCCAGAAAACCACUAUGUUAGCUUUUCAAGUGCAUGAUGGUAUGUCUAAAAUGUCUGAGGACCUCACGGCUGAUCAGAGGCGCCUUGCUGUAGCCUCCAAGCCGUCUCUGAUAGAAUACCUGAGCUACAACCUGAACUUCUUCAGUAUCCUGGUGGGACCCUGCAGUCACUAUAAAGACUACAUAGACUUUAUAGAGGGGAGACACGUUCAGAGGAGGCUGAGGAGGCUGUCAGGGUCCAACACUGGACAGAAUGGAUUUGAAAAAGUCCCAGAGCCCUCACCUGUGGCUGCCGUCACUCGUAAACUGCUGAUCUGUGGUGUGUGCAUGGUUUUGUUCCUGACCCUCACCAAAGCGUUCCCCGUCACAUAUAAUGUUGACAGCCAUUUCGUCAACGAGGCACCUUUCCUAACCAGACUGACGUAUGCCUUCUUCUCUAUACAAGCUGCAAGACCCAAGUUCUACUUCGCAUGGACUUUAGCUGAUGCCAUCAACAAUGCAGCAGGUUAUGGCGUUAAAGGUGUGGAUGAAACUGGACAGGUGUCCUGGGACCUCAUCUCCAACCUCAGUAUCUGGGGAAUUGAGACAGCAACUAGUUUCAAGAAGUUCAUAGACAACUGGAAUAUUCAGACUGGUGUUUGGCUCAAAACUGUGUGUUACGACCGUGCUCCCUGUUACCCCACAGCUCUGACCUUCAUCCUGUCAGCUCUAUGGCAUGGAGUUUACCCUGGAUACUACUUCACCUUUAUUACUGCUAUACCUAUCACACUGGCAGCUAGAACUGUUCGUAAGAACGUCCGUCAGUAUUUCCUGUCUUCUCAUCCUGUGAAGCUUGGCUAUGACGUAGUAACCUGGGCAGCUACUCAGCUGUCUAUCUGCUACACCGUCAUGCCCUUCCUACUGCUGGCAGUAGAACCUACCAUGCAGUACUACAAGUCAAUGUACUUUCACAUUCACAUCAUCAGUAUUCUGACUGUGAUUGUACUGAGCCAGAGCCACAAACCAAGAGGCAGCAGCAGCAGCAACGGCACCAAGCCUGGACCGUACCAUCCUCAUCCCCAGGCCCAGCCUGAGCUCCAGCCCUCCAACAACAACGUGAAAAGAAACUGAAGUGUCCCUCUGUGUGUGGAGGCAGCCAGAGAGCUGAAUGGGCCCACUGGGGCAGACAAAGAAGUCUCUGUGUGUCCACAACAAAGAGAGAGCUCAGCAGGGUCCAGAGGGGCUGAGGGACUGUGCCUGCUGGCUGGUCUUCCCUGCAACCCUGUGCUCCAAAAACAUCUAAUACUUCUGCUGCCAGGCUCCUACAAGGUUUACCAAGCAGAGGCCUCUGUCUGCCCUGCGUGCCAAUUCUCUGUUCUUUCUUUCGAAGUGUGCGCUUGUUCACUUCCCUUCAUGGAUCUGAAAGGAAAGGACUGGCAUAGGAAUUCCCUCUAGUCCAGCCCAUAAAUUCACCAAUCCAACACUUUUAAUGAAAUGUGUGGGAAGCUGUGCACAAGUGAGAAAGUACACUUCAGGAUAAAGGACAGAGAAUUGGGCACAUUCAGAGAGAGAGCGAGAGUUAGAUUGAGCUAGAGGAAAGAGAGCGAGCUAAAAACUCCCAGGUCCUAGAAUUAGAUGUGGCUGGCCCAUUUCUUUACAUCUGGUCACUAGAUGUAGAUAUGAUUUCAAACAUGUUCAUACCCUUAUGAGUUAGUAAGAUGUUAAUGGUGUCUGUUUAUUGUUGUAUGAGUGCAGGAAACAUUAUCCCUCAAGAUGACAGGUAGCCUCGAGGUUAGAGCGUUGGGCCAGUAACCGAAAUAUUGUUGGUUUGAAUACCAGAGCCAACAAGAUGAAAAGUAUGUCUCUGUGCCCUUGAGCAAGGCACUAAACCCUAAUUGCUCCAGGGGCGCUGUCCAAUGGCGACCCUGGCCGUGACCC